Penicillium salamii is the source of this 1086-nucleotide messenger RNA. The record is from the annotation of a GenBank genome assembly. Lineage: Eukaryota; Fungi; Ascomycota; Eurotiomycetes; Eurotiales; Aspergillaceae.
AUGUCCAUUUGCAUCAAGAGGCUGUCAAGCUUCGGAGGGCCAUGGCAGUCCCGGUUUAAUGGCCAAAUGGCACAACCCCCCGCAUCCACCUCACUGUACCCACUGAAUCUCAUCCCAACGGCAUUUCAAAGAAUAGCCCAAAUGAGUACCCAGAGAGAGGAUUCAAUCCCACACGAGCUCCGCACAGCUGCAGAGCCCCGUCAGAAUAGGCGCCAUCCAGUGCAUUUAUCGCACGUUGAGCAGAUCAACCCCUCGAUCCGGCUCUUGCGGUUCAAUAUAUCACCAGAAAGCCCAUUCAGCUUUCUGCCUGGCCAAUGGCUUGACGUACAUAUCCCCUCCAUUGCCCAGGCAGGCGGUUUCACUAUCACAUCCACCCCGGCAGAUGCAAAAGCUCUACCAAUCCCCACCAGUUCGGCACUUGAAGAUCCCGCCCCAGACUCCCAAGGAAGAGCACCAUAUGUGGAACUGGCCGUCCAAAACUCACCGAAAAAUCCCUCUGCCGCAUGGCUAUGGAAACCCAAAGAGGAAAUAAUAGGUAAAGAGCUGAGUAUCCGCGUAGGAGGAAGCUUCGUCUGGCCAGGAGCCAGCGACGCCCGCAACGCAGUCUUCAUCGCUGGCGGCGUCGGUAUCAACCCGUUGAUAUCAAUGCUGUCGCACAUCAACAAUAAUGAGCCUGGAACUAAGGCUCCGGAUACUAUUCGAAUCUUGUAUACCAGUCGUCUACCGCGACAUGAAACGAUUCAAGAUGGACUGGACCAGAUACUGUUUCUUCCGCGUCUGCGUCAAAUGAUUCGGGCCCAAAAGACUUCCCAUAGGUUGCGAAUUACGCUGGAUCUGUUCCUCACAAAUAUAGAUCCGUCUGUUGAUAUGAUACUUGAUCAGCCUGAUAUUGCGAUUCAUUCAUCGCGGAUUGAGGAUUCGGACUUACGAUCUGCCGUUUACAAUGAAGAAACCGGUACAAGUGCCAAGGAUACGGUGUGCUACGUCUGUGGACCGCCGCAGAUGACUGAUUCUUUUGUCGAAAAAUUGAGAGGUAUGCUAGGAGAGGACGGGGAUAGGCGAAUCUUUUUCGAGAAAUGGUGGUAG